ACACCUUUUCUAUCUCCACUCUCCAUCUCUCUCUCUCUCUCUCUCUCUCUCUUUCUGUCUCAAAGCUAUCAUUUUCUCUUUCCAUUGAACGAACCCCAUUUUGCUUUGUGGAGUCGGAGAUGGGAAGGGAUUGGUAUUGGGGAAGUGGAGCUGCUAAAGCAUCCAUAGCCACCAGCAGCUCCAAGAGAGCAGCAGCAUCGGCUGAUACCACCACUUCCACUGGUUGCAUAAGUGCCGUCUUUCAGUUCUUCGAUUUCCAUGUCCCUUUAACUCAAAGUAACAGCAGCAGCAGCAGCAGUUGUGAUUGUUUCAAGCAGACUAACUCUUUUUUCUCUCCUCACAGUACCAUCGUCCCCGCUACUCUCAAAGGUACAGAGGCUCCAAGGAACAGUUUGGAAUCAGAUGAGGAAAGUUCAACUUCAGCUUCAUUGACAUCAACCAGUAAAGAAGAGAAGUUAAACAUCCCCGUAAGAAUGAUGGGAAUUCAAAUCAAAACAAGGGGAGACAAUAGGUCAAAAGUUGGAGUUUCAAAUAACGAUGCAUCUUCAGAGAUCAGCAGCUCUCCAGGGACCAAGACACCCACUUUGGUUGCUAGGCUCAUGGGACUUGACAUUCUUCCUGAAAGCCAUUCACCAUCUUUUUCAUCGAAAUCACAUUUGAAGCCAAUAAGUAGCCAUAGAAGGUCAUUGGAUGGUGAUAUUCGGGUCACUCGUUCGUUGCCUCAAACUCCGAGGAUAUCGUCCUCGUUUUCGAGGAGGUCGGACGUGGAUCUUCACCACCGGCUUUCGCUUCAAAUCAACAAGGAGAACAUGAGUGCAACUGAAGAGUUAAUGAUAUCGCAUUUGAAAGCACUGAAAGGGAAAGAGCAGAAGCAUGAAGACGAGAACAGGAGUCCGGCCCACUACGCGAGGCAGAUUGUGAAGCAGGUUAAAGAAAGUGUGAGCGGGAAAGUUGGAAUGGACAUUACCAACAGGGUUCGGAACAGAGAACAAACUAGAGAAGAGCUUGUUAGCCAAUUCAAGACGAAGAAGAUUUCCAGGGCCAUGAACAAAUUAGCUGAAGAUUCAAGCCACUCAACAACAACACCAUCGUGUUCACCCAGGCUUCGGUUCUCGGAAACCAAAACUAAAGAUCACAAUCCUCAACCUCCAAAAUCAUCAUCAGCAUCAGAGAUCAAUAUCCAGCCUCAGCCAACCACUAGAGUUCUGCAAAAGCCCAAUGAGCAGCAAAACCUGCAACCGCCAAGAGCCACCACAAGCAAAUGGAAGAAAGCGGAAAAGCCUCGACAUACAUCGGACAUUAUCCGAAACAAGCAAGAAGAACCUUUCGUUCGUCCUUCAACAGCCAACAGAAUCCACAUUCCCGAAAAGAAAUGCAAGAAAAUUCCAUUGUCAAAUGAUCUACUCAACAUCACCGUCCCUACCCUUUUUCCGGUCAAAAAAGACCCUUCUCCUCCGGCCACAAAAAUCACUCAAAAACAGGUCUCAGAUGCUGGAAAACCGAAACGUGGCUCACAGUUAUCUAGUUGUUCGAGCCAGACGUACAACAAACAAGAAGCGACGUACGUACACGUUCCCCGACACGACCACAUCGGCAACAGAUGUAACGGUGCUACUACCACUACUACUAGCAGUGGCACCACAACCGGUGAAGCAGCAGCAGCAGAAUAUAAUGAGUACAUCGCUAGAAUACUAAAACGUACAGGGCUAGAAAAAGACACCCCACUGUCCUUGGCUUCUUGGUUCUCUCCUUCCCAUCCUCUUAACCCUUCCAUUUUUACUACCUCGAACAUUUCACCUCCUGUAUAAAAAAACCAGUUCCACUCAACUGAACCUCCGAUGCAAUCGAAAAUUACUCUUCCAUCUCACCGAUGAGAUAUUGACUGAAUUUUUAAAACCUUUUUUCAAUACGAAGCCAUGGGUUAAAAGUAGACUUGGACGUGAAUGUUUUAGUAACAUUAACAGCUCUCAACUGACAGACACAUUGUGUUCAAAAAUCAAAGGGUUCCCUCGAGCCGAUUGUCGUGUUCUUGAAGACAUCGACGCCUUGAUCGACAAGGACUUGCCGAUAGUGAAGCUCCGAAGUUCGGUGGCGUACGAGGAGGAAGGGGAAGGAUUGUAUCGGAGGUCGAGAAGGGCAUAUUGGAGGCGCUGGUACAUGAAACGGCAACGGUGUUUGAGACAUUGUGGGGUCGCCUUUUAGAAUCACAUGGGUCAUUCACGUGAUGAGAUGCUAUUCGUUGGGGUCUUCGUGGGACUAUACACGUGGGUGAAAAUGACAAUAAGUUAUAUAGGGUAAUUUUGUAUAUAUAAAUGGCAAUAAGGUAUCUUUUAAAAUUACAAGUACUUUAUUCUUUUUUUUAGUGUCUUGAAAUUAGUUAGAAAAUUUAGGUUCUUCAAUGUUGGAAUCACUUCUCGAUGUAAUAUAUACUUUCACAGCUAUGAGUUCUUU
Molecule: messenger RNA, 2451 nt
Organism: Hibiscus syriacus
Lineage: Eukaryota; Viridiplantae; Streptophyta; Magnoliopsida; Malvales; Malvaceae
Exons: 4
Coding region: 120-1808 (562 amino acids)
Source: RefSeq, a predicted model, not a curated record